UGUUCUCCAAUCCGCGCGAGGAAUUAGCAGCCAUGGGUAAAGGCACGGGAAGCUUCGGCAAGCGCCGGAACAAGACGCACACGCUCUGCCGGCGAUGUGGGCGGCGAAGUUUCCACAUCCACGAAGUCGAAGUGCUCGGCAUGUGGAUAUCCUGCAGCACGGAUGCGCAAGUUUAACUGGAGUCAGAAGGCCAUUCGCAGGAAGACAACAGGGACAGGGAGGAUGCGCCACCUUCGGACCAUGCCCCGAAGGUUCAAGAGCGGCUUUAGGGAAGGCACCCAGGCCGCUCCGAAGAAGAAGGACGCCGCAGCAGCCGCUCAUUGAGUGCGUUGAGGGAGUUUUGGCCGAAGUGCAGUGAUGAUGUAAAGGGGGAGAGGGAGAGGGAGAGGUCUCGGAGAAGAGCGAGAUGUGCAGAGAUUUGCAGAGAUGCGCAGACGUUUUCGUCAUAGAAUGAGAGCCUAACUCCUCGUCGUCGAUUCCAUUUUUUCCGCUCUCUGAGGUAUAAAAUAUGGGUGACUUUGUUCCAGUUAUCAGGAGUAGGUUAAGGGUUCAAAUUCGUUUGUCCGCUCUCGACGUGACACGUUUGCAAGCGAACUGAGAUCGGUGUCGUCACCGAAUCUUUCCGUCGGCUGUGAGUCGAGUGGAGAGUGAGUGGAAGUGGGGGUGGAAGGAAGGAGGAUUGUUCGCGCUCUCGCUCGCUCUGAAGAGGCGACGCGGUGGACUUAUCAUCCUGUGAUGGGGAGGUAAGGGUGGAGGAGGGAGGGGUGGUUGGUUUUUGACGACGAUCUUGUGGAUGGAACUCGUGAGAUGGGCUCUGAUUGAUCCAAAUGACAGCCGUCGAAGAUGCUGUGAGUUUUCAGUAAUUCAAUUCCAUUAGUCGUGUGCGACAUCGAAAUCUUUGCAUUUUGCGCGAAGAGAAAUUUUCUUCUUUGUAAAAAAAAAAAAGAAAAAAAGCUCCCGCUCUCGCACCCGUCCCCCGUGUCCGUUUUCGGAAGCGCGCGGUGAAGGCGGGGGCAAGGUCCGACUUGCGCAAAUCAGGAGAUUCUGCCCGUUGAUCUUUGCUAUCUACGGUCAGUAUCUCUUAAUUCGUGCAAGUGGGACCUAGCCCCGGAUGCGAAGGCGCGGUGGACGGUGGAAUAAUGGCGCGAAGAGGAGAGAGCGCAAAGAUUCACUCUCCCCGCGUUCUAGCAGAUCUGUCCCCGCCCUGUAGGCGGGCUGAGUGGCUGUACCGGCUUUGGUAGCUGAGCGAGUUUUUGCACCGGCGGGACAGUAGUUGCGGCAACCGGGGCACAACAGGACAGAACAGGACAGCACAGCGGAGACACCCAGGCAGAGGUAGACAUGGAGAUAUCCCUCGAGCUGCGGAGGGACACGGCGUGAUGAACUGCCCCAGGCAAGUCACAGUAGCAUGCUGAUAUUCGUUCGACCAUCGGUGCUGUGUAGAGGAGGAGCACGAUUGGUAGACGGGCAUGCUCGUGCCCAUGCUUUCCUCGAUGUCAUUCUGAUCAGUGUGAGUGGUGAGGCGUGCGUGGGAAGUUGGAGAUUGCUGUCGAGCGUGGUUGAUGUCGGCGGCACGGAGGUGAACGAACGCCUUGAGAGCUCUCCUUUGGGAUCGCUGGUCAGCGUGAAGCGUCACAAGUCCAUGAUUUCCAUCUUCAUAUCUUCAAAUUCUUUGCCAGCUUAUGCUAAGGCGCCACACACUCUUGCGGGCAGGCGUGCUGCUUCCAGACAGCCUGGAUCUGGGAUGAUGGAGCUCAUUGGUGCACCUCUGGUGGUUUCUCUUUUCACAUUAUUAUUGAUGUCAAGAUGCUCGGCCCAGAAUCCGGAAAUGGUUACUUUGAGAGCUGCGAUGAAAUCGUGGACGAAUGGGGCAGCUGUAUUGGGAAGCAGCUGGAAUGCUGGGGACAACCCUUGUGUAGGAUGGACAGGAGUGGAAUGCAAUGAGAAUAACAAAGUGGAUACUUUGUAAGUACCUCUGUGAAUAUUGAUUGCAGAAUCAGAACUCCAUGAUGGCUACGUCU
This is a messenger RNA of Chara braunii, 2021 nucleotides long. NCBI's taxonomy places the organism in Eukaryota, Viridiplantae, Streptophyta, Charophyceae, Charales, Characeae. The record is from the annotation of a GenBank genome assembly.